Messenger RNA from Ustilago hordei, 792 nucleotides. RefSeq lists its product as uncharacterized. Gene Ontology annotation, molecular function: oxidoreductase activity. The coding region runs from base 1 to 792 and encodes 263 amino acids. The record is from RefSeq and is a predicted model, not a curated record. Lineage: Eukaryota; Fungi; Basidiomycota; Ustilaginomycetes; Ustilaginales; Ustilaginaceae. The transcript has 2 exons.
AUGGCCAAACCAGAGCUCCUAAUCCAAAUCGUGACCGACGUCAUCUGCCCAUGGUGUUUCGUCGGAUCACGUCGACUGAAAGCUUUCCUCUCCUCGGACGACUACAAAACCCAAAUCGCUCCCUACGUCAACACCGUCCUCAAAAUAGAACCCUACAUCCUCGAUCCUCGCCUACCUGCAUCCAGCUACGAUACUCCAUACAAGUACUACGACGCGAUCGACACCACGCCAUACGAGAAACACUCACCGCCGACAAAGAAGUUCUACUACGGAUCCAAGUUCGGCGGAAACCUCGAUGCGUUCGACGUCAAGAUCUCGAGAGCAGCCCAAGAGCUAGGUAUGCCCAAGUUCGACUGGACGAGCCAAGGGAAAGUUGGGGCGACUUGGAAUGCGCAUAGGUUGGUGUUGAAGGCGAGUCAGAUGGAUGAGCAGAGUGGGGCGUUGGCGAAGGAGGAUCCUGGUGCAUGUACACAGACGUUGCAGGUGCGUUUGAUGGACAUCCUCUAUGAGGAUUUCCAUGCGAAUAGUAAGGAUAUGUCGGAUGAUAUGUAUCUUGCCGCUGUAGCAAAAGAGUUUGGACUUUUUGGAUCGGAGGAAGAGGCGAGGAAGUGGUUAGAGUCGGAUGAUCUCGAGUACGAGCUAGGUAAUAAGCUGCAACAAGCCGAGAUGAACGGCGUUCAAAGCAUUCCUUUCUAUAUCGUCAACGACGGCGCGGAUCACAUGAGCGAGACCGGCUUGCACGAUUCUUUCCUUAAGAUGAUGCAGAUGGCUGUUGCCCCUUAUGCGCGCUAG